UCCUAAAGAUUGGCUUCGGAAAACUGAGGUACAGAAAAUUAAUAAUUAAUGUUCACAUGCUGUCAGGAAUACUCAGAUGCGAGGGGGCAUCUGAGUCCAUUUUUUGGGCACUUUUGCUUUCUGGGAUGCUCUCGUGCCUAAUGACAGCCCUGCAGCUGCCUGCAUCCUUUCUGGUGGGGGUCAGGCCUGAUGCGAUGAGAUCUGAUGUGUUCAGUGACCUUCUAGUUAAGGUCCUGGGCCGGCCUUGUAUUGCUGGGGCUUUUAUGUGUGCUGGGAUUAACACCAGUGACUGCUGUUAUCAGCAUAGAUGGCGUUUGUUCUCAUUUCAGGACCGUAUCUGAGUAAUUGCAUCCAUUGUGAUGUGCCACCAAAGAGAAAAGUACUUUGGUCAUACUCGACUAUGUAAACUAAGUAUUUUAAGUUAAGGCCAAUUCCAAUGCAUUUUAUUACAAUUCAGCAUGAAACAGUUAACACGGACCAGUAACAGUAGAGUGAAAUUAGCAUGAAUAGAACCAACAUUCUUUUCCACAUAUGUAAUAAUAAGGGCACCCAAGCAGAUGUUGUACGGUCCCAGGGAAGACCACACACCUUACAUUUCCAGGCUUACUGCACUUGGGAUUAAGCCAAGGCAUCCAAAGAAAGAAAAUUUUUUUUUUUUUUUUUUUUGCCAGGCUGGAGUGCAGUGGUGCGAUUUCGGCUGACUGCAACCUCCACCUCCCGGGCUCCAUACCUGGCUAAUUUUUGUAUUUUUAGUAGCAAUGGGGUUUCACCAUGCUGGCCAGGCUGGUCUCAAACUCCUGACCUCGUGAUCUGCCCGCCUUGGCCUCCCAAAGUGCUGGGAUUACAGAUGUGAGCCACUGCGCCUAGCCUGAAAAUAAUGUUUAACUCCCAUUUAUAUGUUAGGCUGCUCAGAUAUAUUAAACACAUACACACACAACACACACACACACACACAUACACACUGCACAAGGAAACAGAGGGACAAAGCAGGAAGUCCAAGUUUCCAUUAAACCAGUCUUUAAAUGGUUAAAUUUAGUAGGAAAUAAAGGCAUCCUUAAUAGAAGUUGAGAAGCACAAUUCAAUAGUGACACCUAAAAAAAAAUUAAGACUUGAUUAGUUGAAUAAAAUCAAUUGUGAACAUUGCUCAGUUACUGGUGAUGCUACAGGAAAAAAAAAGUGAUGCCAGGAUAGAUUUGUUAGGCUUGUUUAAAAAAUACAUAAAAUUGUUCAUUAAUAAGACUUUAAUAUCCAGUUUUUAUGUCUGUGAUUAAAUAUCAUUUUUUAUUUUUAAAUGGUAUAGUUUUUAAAUUUUGAAACAAUUAAUUUUGCAUAAAUAUUUGUCUAUGUACAUAUAUACAUGUGUAUUCACAUAUAUAUAUGAAGGACACUUAGCUAUCUUAUUUACUGAAGCUAAAGAAGUAGGUCCUUAAAAAGCCAUUGACAGGUCUUGAGUUUGCAACGUGACUGUGAAACAGGCAUCCUUGUUACUCACACGUUUGCUGAAAGGAUAACAGAAAGCCCUCGAUAGAAAAAUCUCACUAGAUUGUUUAUAAUUUGUUGAUAUUUGGAGUAUCUUGAGUGGUAAACUUUAAAUGUGGAUUUAUUUUUUCUUUCCUUUUAGGAUUUGGAUCUCUCCAAUCUUUUUUAUGAUUAAUUGUUCAGUGUUUAUGCAUUAUUGCGAAGUGAUAAUGAAAAUGCUCAAACUCAGGGUCCUGCAGGCACUGUGGGGGAGGCAGUGGGGACGUGAGGGGAUUACAGAUCCAGUAGAAGCCCCCCGACCCCCAUCUGCUUCCACCCCAUCUCCUUCCAGAACACCACCGAUAGCCACACCGAAGAGUUCUCCCAUUUGCUGGUUCCCGGACAAAAAAGCUGCUGAUCCCUUGAGCACACUGCAGUGAAGCUCCCAGCUGACAUGUCCUGUCCAUGUAAACAGAACUUCCUCCAUCAUGCAACCAAGAUCACCACGUGCACAGUUCACCGUAGGUUCACUCUCCUACAAGACUCCAACGCUGCCACUGACCUAACAGGAGGUGGAGCUCAGGCGGUGAUGUUCGCUCACCUGCUGCUCACCUCCUGCUGCGUGGCCCAGUUCCUAACAGACCACAGACGGAUCUGCUGGGGACUCCUGCAUAUAAAGUCUGCCAUCAUGGAUGUUCUCGCAGAAGCAAAUGGCACCUUUGCCUUAAACCUUUUGAAAACGCUGGGUAAAGACAACUCGAAGAAUGUGUUUUUCUCACCCAUGAGCAUGUCCUGUGCCCUGGCCAUGGUCUACAUGGGGGCAAAGGGAAACACCGCUGCACAGAUGGCCCAGAUACUUUCUUUCAAUAAAAGUGGCGGUGGUGGAGACAUCCACCAGGGCUUCCAGUCUCUUCUCACCGAAGUGAACAAGACUGGCACGCAGUACUUGCUUAGGAUGGCCAACAGGCUCUUUGGGGAAAAGUCUUGUGAUUUCCUCUCAUCUUUUAGAGAUUCCUGCCAAAAAUUCUACCAAGCAGAGAUGGAGGAGCUUGACUUUAUCAGCGCCGUAGAGAAGUCCAGAAAACACAUAAACACCUGGGUAGCUGAAAAGACAGAAGGUAAAAUUGCGGAGUUGCUCUCUCCGGGCUCAGUGGAUCCAUUGACAAGGCUGGUUCUGGUGAAUGCUGUCUAUUUCAGAGGAAACUGGGAUGAACAGUUUGACAAGGAGAACACCGAGGAGAGACUGUUUAAAGUCAGCAAGAAUGAGGAGAAACCUGUGCAAAUGAUGUUUAAGCAAUCUACUUUUAAGAAGACCUAUAUAGGAGAAAUAUUUACCCAAAUCUUGGUGCUUCCAUAUGUUGGCAAGGAACUGAAUAUGAUCAUCAUGCUUCCGGACGAGACCACUGACUUGAGAACGGUGGAGAAAGAACUCACUUACGAGAAGUUCGUAGAAUGGACGAGGCUGGACAUGAUGGAUGAAGAGGAGGUGGAAGUGUCCCUCCCGCGGUUUAAACUAGAGGAAAGCUACGACAUGGAGAGUGUCCUGCGCAACCUGGGCAUGACUGAUGCCUUCGAGCUGGGCAAGGCAGACUUCUCUGGAAUGUCCCAGACAGACCUGUCUCUGUCCAAGGUCGUGCACAAGUCUUUUGUGGAGGUCAAUGAGGAAGGCACGGAGGCUGCAGCCGCCACAGCUGCCAUCAUGAUGAUGCGGUGUGCCAGAUUCGUCCCCCGCUUCUGCGCCGACCACCCCUUCCUUUUCUUCAUCCAGCACAGCAAGACCAACGGGAUUCUCUUCUGCGGCCGCUUUUCCUCUCCGUGAGGACAGGGCAGUCUUGGUGUGCAGCCCCUCUCCUCUCUGUCCCCUGACACUCCACAGUGUGCCUGCAACCCAAGUGGCCUUAUCCGUGCAGUGGUGGCAGUUCAGAAAUAAAGGGCCCAUUUGUGGGAUGCCGCAUUCA
Messenger RNA from Homo sapiens (human), 3416 nucleotides. RefSeq names its product serpin family B member 6 (gene SERPINB6). Gene Ontology annotation, cellular component: cytoplasm; extracellular region. Lineage: Eukaryota; Metazoa; Chordata; Mammalia; Primates; Hominidae. The record is from RefSeq and is a predicted model, not a curated record. Gene Ontology annotation, molecular function: serine-type endopeptidase inhibitor activity. The transcript has 8 exons. Bases 1913 to 3277 code for a protein of 454 amino acids.